AGUCAUGUCUGAGCCACAGAGAUGGGCAAGAUCGAGAACAACGAGAGGGUGAUCCUCAAUGUCGGGGGCACCCGGCACGAGACCUACCGCAGCACCCUCAAGACCCUGCCCGGGACGCGCCUGGCGCUGCUCGCCGCCUCCGAGCCCCAGGGCGACUGCCUGACCGCGGCGGGCGACAAGCGACAGCCCUUGCCCCCUCCGCUCUCGCCACCUCCGCCGCGACCACCCCCGCUGUCCCCCGGCCCCGGAGGCUGCCUGCAGGGCGGCGCGGGCAACUGCAGCUCCCGCGUGGGCCCCGGCGGCGGCGACCACCACCCCGGCGGCGGCGGCGGCGGCCGUGAGUUCUUCUUCGACAGGCACCCGGGCGUCUUCGCCUAUGUGCUCAACUAUUACCGCACCGGGAAGCUGCACUGCCCCGCCGACGUGUGCGGGCCGCUCUUCGAGGAGGAGCUGGCCUUCUGGGGCAUCGACGAGACCGACGUGGAGCCCUGCUGCUGGAUGACCUACCGGCAGCACCGCGACGCCGAGGAGGCGCUCGACAUCUUCGAGACCCCCGACCUCAUCGGUGGGGACCCCGGGGACGAUGAGGACCUGGCAGCCAAGAGGCUGGGCAUCGAGGAUGCGGCGGGGCUAGGGGGCCCCGACGGCAAGUCGGGCCGCUGGAGGAGGCUGCAGCCGCGCAUCUGGGCUCUCUUUGAGGACCCCUACUCUUCCAGAGCCGCCAGGUUUAUUGCCUUUGCCUCUUUAUUCUUCAUCCUUGUCUCAAUCACAACCUUUUGCCUGGAGACACAUGAAGCUUUCAAUAUUGUUAAGAACAAGACAGAACCAGUCAUCAAUGGCUCAAGUGUCAUUCUCCAGUAUGAAAUUGAAACGGAUCCUGCCUUGACAUAUGUAGAAGGAGUGUGUGUGAUCUGGUUUACUUUUGAAUUUUUAGUCCGUAUUGUUUUUUCACCCAAUAAACUUGAAUUCAUCAAAAAUCUUUUGAAUAUCAUUGACUUUGUGGCCAUCCUACCAUUCUACCUGGAGGUGGGACUCAGCGGGCUGUCAUCCAAAGCUGCUAAAGACGUGCUCGGCUUCCUCAGAGUGGUCAGGUUUGUGAGGAUUCUAAGAAUAUUCAAGCUCACUCGCCAUUUUGUGGGUCUGAGGGUGCUCGGACACACUCUUCGAGCUAGUACGAAUGAGUUUUUGCUGCUGAUAAUCUUCCUGGCUCUAGGAGUUUUGAUAUUUGCUACCAUGAUCUAUUAUGCCGAGAGAGUAGGAGCUCAACCUAAUGACCCAUCAGCUAGUGAACACACGCAAUUCAAAAACAUUCCUAUUGGUUUCUGGUGGGCUGUGGUCACUAUGACUACUCUGGGCUAUGGAGACAUGUAUCCCCAGACAUGGUCAGGGAUGCUGGUGGGAGCCCUGUGUGCUCUCGCUGGAGUGCUGACAAUAGCCAUGCCAGUGCCAGUCAUUGUCAACAAUUUUGGAAUGUACUACUCUUUGGCAAUGGCAAAGCAGAAACUACCAAGGAAGAGAAAGAAGCACAUCCCACCUGCUCCUCAGGCAAGCUCGCCUAUAUUUGGCAAGACAGAAUUGAACAUGGCCUGCAAUAGCACACAGGGUGACACCUGUCUGGGCAAAGACAGUCGACUCCUGGAGCAUAACAGAUCAGUGUUAUCAGGUGACGACAGUACAGGAAGUGAGCCGCCACUAUCGCCCCCAGAAAGGCUCUCCAUCAGACGCUCUAGUACCAGAGACAAAAACAGAAGAGGGGAAACAUGUUUCCUACUGACGACAGGUGAUUACACGUGUGCUUCUGAUGGAGGGAUCAGGAAAGGAUAUGAAAAAUCCCGAAGCUUAAACAACAUAGCGGGCUUGGCAGGCAAUGCUCUGAGGCUCUCUCCAGUUACAUCACCCUACAACUCUCCCUGUCCGCUGAGGCGUUCUCGAUCUCCCAUUCCAUCUAUCUUGUAAACCAAGCAGCAUCAUUCAGCUCAAUUGUAUUCAUUCAAGUAUGGUUGAUCCCAUCAUGGAAAUAAUUAAAAGUAGAGUUACUCCAGGCUCCAUUAAAAUAGUAUAAGUCCUGCAUGAUACAACUAUUUGAAGUCAGAAAUGCCACUUGGGUAGCUAACAGAUCUUACCCUGGCUUUAAAGAUGAUCUAAAGCAGUGCUACUACUUCUUCAUGUUUAUUGCCCUAAUCUCCUUUUGUGAUACAAAGAUGGAUAGUGUCAUAUGUUGGCCAGUACACUAAUAAGUAAACAUAUCUUCAGGGAGAUGUAUUUAACAUCCAAAUGACAACCACUUCAUUGGAACUUCAUUUCUUGUGACUCUAAACCAUUCUGAAGAUGUUUGGGAACCUAUCUUGAUUGCAUACGACGUGAAUGUGGUCUACUCAUUUGCGUAGGUCAUCUUGUCUAUCACCUGAAAGCAAUGUUGCAGAACUCGGGGACUGUGGAAGGCUUGAGAUGUGUGUACUUGCAUCCAACCAUCCUGCUGAUAUGAAAGCGCUGGUACACGGUUCUGCAUGUUGAAUGAUGGGGCAGGAAGGGCAAGUUUCUCUGACAGUGUUUUUCUUGUACUUUGAGAGAAAUAUUUGUUUCACAUAGUUUAAUUUAUUCAUUGAUUUAUUUUUUUCCUCAUAAAUGCUGCAUUGGAGUUCUGAAUGUUUCUGGUUGUUUGCACACAGAUAACUGCCAAGAGGUUGUCAUUACUGGUUACAUGCAAGCUGAGGCCAGAUCUCUUACUUAAUGACUUGGGAAAGGCACAAAACAUGAGAGAAAGGUAACUGUCAGCCAGGCUUGCAUUGCUUAGCCAGGAAUUGCUGCUUGGUACUAGGGUCACUUUUUUUUAACCCCAGAAUUUGUCAUCAUUUUCAGAGGCAAAGUGCCAAAUACCAUCCAAAGCUCCCAUGUCAUUUUUUGUAUCCUCUUCCUUUAUUUAUUAAUUUUAUGUAAACACGAAAGAUCAUGGGUGUAACCAGGAAGAUUUUUUUACUAGCCUUAAAUCUCUGAAUCAAAAGAUUAAUCAGAUUUUUUUUAGGCACUGUUUAAUGAGGUGCUUUGUUUUGUGUGUUGUUUCUGUCUGUCUGUCUUAGCUCCCUGUCUUAACUGUCUAUGCCAUCUGUCUCCAUGAAGCACAGAAAUGCCUUGCUAAAAUAUUCGUGAUUUUAAUAAUGGGUUGUCUCAACCUACUCCCACCCCUGCCUUCUUUCCUAAAUGGAGCAGCCUCCCUCCAUUGUAUAUAAAUAAAGACACCCUACAGACUACCUAUGUUAAAUUGGCACUGUGAAUCUUUUUGGUAAGCACGAUUUAAGCAGCAAUUUCACCAUUACACUUGGUUGCUUGCUGCAGUAUCAGUUUUGACUACCUAGCAACCAGCAUUCAUUACUACACUUCAGUGAAAUCCCUAGAGAGUCUUCUUCUGAGUGAGGGAAAAGUCUGUUUAUUCAUCUCCAUGAAUGCAGCAGCAACAGUGCAUCUGGAGUGUUAAGCAUGUAAGGGAAGAGAAUGCCUUUAUCUAGACUGGGGGAUAAACAAUACUUCUAAGUCAUUCAGGAUCCUCGAGAUUAUUGGCUAAUUCCUAUUUCUGAAGUUUAUUUUUUAUUAGGAAGAUAACUGUCACUUUUAUAAUUGACUAUGAAACGUGUUGUUUGGCAUCUCCAUGUUCUAGUGCAUGAUCUGCAUGUCACAAAUCUUGUACAGCAAUGUAUUUAUCCGGAUGCACCUAUAUGAUAUUUAGAGAUAGUGCUUUUUUUAUAAUGCCACAUAUAGGAUGUUAUCAUUACACACAGGUCUGCGGUUAAGGAAUUAAUAUACUGUCUGGUGCUGCUGUUAUUGACUGCAGUGUUGCACAGAUUUUUCAUGGAUUUUUGACUGCUGAAAAAGGGACAAUGGAAUUUAGUCAUACCAAGGAUCAUACUGGAAAGAGAUUUCUGCUACAAAUGUGUCUCCCGAUGUGACCAGAUUGUGCUUGGAAGAGGUUGCCGCAUCUUCACAAAGCACCUAAAACUUUUAAAAGAACUGUGGCUGGAACUCAUUUGGUGCUCUCCAUAUGAGUGGCCUGCCUGAAGUCUGGCCAAGGUCUAUGAAACAACUGUAAAUACCAACAUGGUGUGCAUGGGUCCACAACAGCUUCGACCAUCUCACAUCGAGAGGGGCCAAAUCCAUGACCAACAUCUCUGAUGCUCCAGAUAGGCCCGAUAUCUGAAUUACUAACCAUGGGCCUGUAGUAGGCUGUGCUGUGAUUUAUACAGGGCAUUGAUGUGAUGUAGCAUAGGUCUGUCUUAAUUUCUCUUAUUUUACUUUGUUGGUUGGAUCCAUGGACACUGGCUAUCUUGUUUUCUUAUAAAUCACUGAUUAUCAACUUGUCAAUUACGUUACAAAGGUUUUUAGUGUCUAGUUAUCAAUACUGACCUACUUUGAUUCAUGUGUUUGUUCAGUUCUGAAAAAUUGUUACAACUUGUAAGGAACUCACCAAAAUUAUUUAUAAUUUAAGUCUUUUGUCAUUGUUACCUCAAUUAUAAAUACUAUAAAAAUAAGAUUCUGGCAAUGAGAGUAUUUUUUUAUUAAAUGAUCAAGGAACAAUGUUAGUCUGUAGUAGAAUAUUAAUCAAAUUAUAUCCUAAAGUGUAUAUUUUGCAUAAAAGAGAUAUUCUUCAAUCAAUUUUGUGAGUUUUGUGUGCAAAUGAAGCUUGUAUUUGUCUUUAAAACUGUUGUAGUUAAAACUAUAUAAGAAAUUUUCAUCUUGCAUAAUCAAUUAUUUCCAGAAUCGAUCAGUUCCCCUGGGAUUCUGAAUAUAACAAACAUCCCAAUUAUAAAUCCCUGUAUUGUGACCC
Molecule: messenger RNA, 4816 nt
Organism: Ochotona princeps (American pika)
Lineage: Eukaryota; Metazoa; Chordata; Mammalia; Lagomorpha; Ochotonidae
Gene: KCNC2
Product: potassium voltage-gated channel subfamily C member 2
Exons: 4
Coding region: 22-1956 (644 amino acids)
Biological process (GO): potassium ion transmembrane transport; protein homooligomerization
Cellular component (GO): voltage-gated potassium channel complex; neuronal cell body membrane; dendrite membrane
Molecular function (GO): protein binding; delayed rectifier potassium channel activity
Source: RefSeq, a predicted model, not a curated record